AUGAAAGACGCACCACCUGUUUGGAAGAUUUGCCCAAUGAGUUAUGGCUCGAACUUUUCACCUUUUCUACUUGGUUUCAAAUCAAAUCCACUUGGCUUCAGUGGCAAACUGAAUGAGCGCAUCAUAGCAUUAGCUCGUGAAACAUUGAAUCGUGUUGCCUUCGAAAUCUUCACGAUGUCGAUAUUUUCUCACACUAUUCGUUUACGUCUCUCAUUGCAACAUAUAUCCGAAUUGACAUUGUUGGUUCAAUCUGACGAUUUACCACGUGUUCAACAUUUACAUAUCACAUUACAAGAUAAAGUUGGUUAUCUGUUGGAUUGGCCAAUUUACCGGAAAAUACCAUCGCGUUUCACAUCGUGUCCAAACGAUCUCCGUCCAUCUCAAGCCGAUCAGUCAGAAUUACGCACAUUACAUUUACAAAACAUAUUCAUGAGUGAUGUUCUUCUCUUAAUUGAACAUCUUCCAUCCAUGGCUCGAUCGAAAUCACUAACACUAAUCCACUGCGAUGUAACAGAUACAAACCAAUUAAUUAUAUUCAAAUACGCCAUUUCAAGAUAUUUACUCACUUGGCGUUUUCUUCGAUAUGUGCUCUGGUUUCCGAAUGAAAUAAUACUCGAUAGAAACGAUUCUCUUUGUUGGUUAAACUUAGCUGAUUGUGCUGUCGAAGAAGAGACAUACGAUGACGGCAAAUCGAGUAGAGUUGUGCUAUACACAGUUCCUUAUCCGGUCGACUGUUGCCGUCAGGUGAACAAUCACACAUUUACUCGACGAUCUCCAGUCAGUCAAAUGGCUAAUCAAUUGUGUUGGACAGUUGAUCAAGAUCCAUUGUCGAUCGAUCACAGUGUUGCUCGACUACAGUAUGUUCGUUCUCUGCAGUGGAAUUAUGUUAUUCAAAGUAUUGAUCCACACCCUCGUCUAAGCAAUGAACAAGGUUCACUGGCUCGUGUCCUCAUUGAUUCAAAUGAAGAAAUUAUUCUCUGGCUUUGA
Adineta ricciae is the source of this 987-nucleotide messenger RNA. The record is from the annotation of a GenBank genome assembly. NCBI's taxonomy places the organism in Eukaryota, Metazoa, Rotifera, Eurotatoria, Adinetida, Adinetidae.